Molecule: messenger RNA, 1260 nt
Organism: Cotesia congregata
Lineage: Eukaryota; Metazoa; Arthropoda; Insecta; Hymenoptera; Braconidae
Source: the annotation of a GenBank genome assembly
AUGGCAAAUAAUGAUGAUGGGUACUGGAUAACCCCUUUAUUUAGAGAAGGAAUGAUGAUAAAAAUAGAUGAAGCUCAACACAAGAGCUAUGGAGCUACACUAGCCAACUCCACUCAAGAAACGGAAAACUUAAUUUUCAACCAGUCGGCAUCUAAAGAUGAGUAUACGAAAUUUAUCGACUUGCUGAUCAUGUGUAUAAAUAGUAAAAAUUUUAAUGACAUUACUGAGCCUUGUGGAUCGUUAUCUGUUUCUGCAACAAGAGAAUUUAUCAAAAAUUUAAUAAUUGUCAUUGAUUUUUUUGAUGACACUCAGGGUGAUACAUUUAUUGAAAAUGUAAAAGCUAUUGCGUCUUCCAGUCAUCAAGAUUUUAGUACUGAAGUUACUGUAAAUCACCAAAAUAAUACAUCUCCAAGCAACGAAGAUCAGUAUACAGAAAUCGCAGAAACAAAUGAAAUAAAUGCUCCAAUAUCAAGAGUGUCUUAUAACUCCUCAGACGAUGACAACUUCCAACUUUUUACACCAGAAGGACCUCAAACGCCUGCCAACGGGUCCCGAUCCCGAGAAUCUUCUCCAUCUGAGCAAGAGCAAAGCCAAAAUAUGAGAAGAACUGACCAAGAAAAUAUUCCAGAAGACCCCAGCACUCAGAUCGAAAUAGAAGAGAUAGAAUUGAUCGAUCCCGGAGUAGAGGGUUCUCCAGGUUACCAAGAAAAUCCCAUGAACCCGAUGGAGCACGAGCACGGAAUAAUGGAUUUCAUGAACCAGAAGCUCGAUUCUAUAGAGAACACCAUGAAGCUGUACACCGAUGACCUUGGGCAGAUAAUCAUAAACAAUGUCAACGGGAAUGUCAACGUUAAAUUCGAUCAGUAUAAAAACAGCCUGGACACAGUCCGUAGGGAUCUGAAACGUCAGACCAAGCGCCUGGAGCGUAUUGAGAAGGAACUCAAGCUACGCUACCUGGUCGUCUACGGAGUUCCCGAAAAUGAGAGUAAUUAUUUGCAAUUAGAAAAAACCGUUUUGAAUAUUAUUAACAAGGAAGUUAAAGUUAGUUUGCUGCCAAACGAAGUCGACUCCAUCAGACGCUUCGGCAAGGAUAUUAAAAAACCCCGGCCGAUUGUCCUAGGGUUAACGACCCUCCGUAAAAAGAUGCUAAUCUUGAGGAACAAAAAGUUAUUAAAGCACUCCUCCGUUUCUAUCGAGAGCGAUUUUGUUAAAAAUACGACAGAAAUUCGUCGAGGAAAAGAUCUUUCUUUAUUACUGUAA